UUGGAAAUAUUCAACGGUCAUUUCGAUCUGCCAAAUCUUGGUCCAAUAGGUGCCAACGGCCUGGCCAAUCCGAGAGAUUUCCAAACGCCUGGUGCAUAUUACGAAGACAAGGAUGAUGAGUAUUCUAUUGUUUCCAAAUAUCAAGGGAAAUUAUUUUCUGCUAAACAAAAUCACAUUUUUGACGUAGUGGCUUUUAAUGGAAACUACGUUCCUUACAAAUAUGAUUUGAAUAAAUUCAUGACCAUAAACACAGUUUCGUUCGAUCAUUGUGACCCUUCGAUUUUCACAGUACUCACCUGCUCUUCUAAUAAGCCGGGAACAGCGAUAGCUGACUUUGUAAUUUUCCCUCCAAGAUGGUCAGUGGCUGAAAAUACUUUCAGACCUCCUUAUUUCCACAGAAACUGUAUGAGCGAGUUCAUGGGACUUAUAACUGGUAAAUAUGAAGCAAAAGAAGACGGCUUUAUGCCCGGGGGAGCGUCCCUUCAUUCCAUGAUGACUCCUCAUGGUCCCGAUGCCGAAUGCUUCAAAUCAGCUUCAGAAGCACCAUUGAAACCUUGCAGGGUGGCAGAUGGUACUAUGGCAUUCAUGUUUGAGAGUUCACUCAGCUUAUUUGUCACUAAAUGGGGAGAGAAAAUCUGCCAGAAAUUGGACCCCGACUACUUCAAAUGUUGGCUGAAUUUGAAGAAACAAUUUAACGGAAUAAAGUGAAAAGAUCUUGACACAUUUUCACUGUAUCAAAUCAGUUUCCAACUACAUCC
Messenger RNA from Nilaparvata lugens (brown planthopper), 758 nucleotides. Its product is annotated as homogentisate 1,2-dioxygenase-like. Gene Ontology annotation, biological process: L-phenylalanine catabolic process. Gene Ontology annotation, molecular function: homogentisate 1,2-dioxygenase activity. Gene Ontology annotation, cellular component: cytoplasm. The record is from RefSeq and is a predicted model, not a curated record. NCBI's taxonomy places the organism in Eukaryota, Metazoa, Arthropoda, Insecta, Hemiptera, Delphacidae.